Molecule: messenger RNA, 738 nt
Organism: Fonsecaea multimorphosa CBS 102226
Lineage: Eukaryota; Fungi; Ascomycota; Eurotiomycetes; Chaetothyriales; Herpotrichiellaceae
Exons: 2
Coding region: 1-738 (245 amino acids)
Biological process (GO): GPI anchor biosynthetic process; protein O-linked glycosylation via mannose
Cellular component (GO): endoplasmic reticulum membrane
Molecular function (GO): dolichyl-phosphate beta-D-mannosyltransferase activity
Source: RefSeq, a predicted model, not a curated record
AUGGGUUCCAAAGGAGACAAAUACUCCGUCAUUCUGCCAACUUACAAUGAGCGCCAGAACCUGCCCGUCCUGGUGCAGAUGCUCUCCGAUGUCUUCACAAAGGAGAAACUAAACUGGGAGAUCAUCAUCGUCGACGACGCCUCUCCGGACGGUACGCUCGAGCGAGCAAAACAGGUCCAAAAGUCCUUCGGCGCCGACCACAUCAUCCUGAAGCCCCGGGCAGGCAAACUGGGCCUGGGCACCGCAUACGUGCACGGAUUACAGUUUGUGUCGGGCAACUACGUGAUCAUCAUGGACGCCGACUUCUCGCACCACCCGAAAUUCAUCCCGGAGUUUGUCAAGAUCCAAAAGGCCACAAACGCAGACAUUGUCACGGGCACACGGUACCGGUCCAAGAAUGGAUUGAUCGGGGGUGUGUACGGAUGGGACGCCAAGAGGAAACUCACAAGUCAGGGCGCAAAUAUCCUCGCGGAUUUUCUGUUGAACCCUGGUGUCAGCGAUUUGACGGGUUCGUUCAGGCUGUACAAGAAGGAGGCACUUGUGAGAGUGAUUGAGAAGACGCAGUCAAAGGGGUACACGUUCCAGAUGGAGAUGAUGGUGCGGGCCAAAGCCAUGGGCCUCAAGGUCGAAGAGUGUCCCAUCACCUUUGUCGAUCGGUUAUACGGCGAGAGUAAACUGGGCGGAGAGGAGAUUGUCGAGUAUCUCAAGGGCCUGCUGUGGUUGUGGUGGUCGGUCUAA